Molecule: messenger RNA, 1259 nt
Organism: Octopus bimaculoides (California two-spot octopus)
Lineage: Eukaryota; Metazoa; Mollusca; Cephalopoda; Octopoda; Octopodidae
Product: choline-phosphate cytidylyltransferase A
Biological process (GO): CDP-choline pathway
Molecular function (GO): phosphatidylcholine binding; choline-phosphate cytidylyltransferase activity
Source: RefSeq, a predicted model, not a curated record
CGACAUUCAUUUAAGUGAGAUGUCAUUUCGAGUGAUCAGUGAUUGAGACGAACUUUUCACUGUCGACCAAUUCUAGUCAAAGUAUUCAUCAAUAUUUACAGUAAAUAUUUCCCCAGAAAGGCGGUGACAUCUUUGAAGUGUUGAGUCUGAUGUUGCUGCGGAGUGACGUGGAAGAGAAGCUGACUGAGUCGACAACGGAUCUCUCUUACCUGUUUCCCAACACUUUUCCAAUCCAAUGUCCGAAAGUAUGUCGGGAAGGAAACGAAAUCGAAAUCGAGAAGUUGUAGCUGCAUCAUCAGAACCUAUUGGGAUUCGAGCCCCUCGUCCUUUACCCAUAGACAGCAGUCCCGGUGCUGCACCAUUCCAUUACGAUGAAAUUGCGACUCAAGAAAGAGAAGCCUGUGACUAUUCCAUUAAAAUUACAUAUGAGAUGGCUCUGGCAGGGCAAGGACGCAAGGUCCGAGUUUAUGCUGAUGGCAUCUAUGACAUGUUCCACAGUGGCCAUGCUCGACAGCUAAUGCAGGCUAAAAUGGCGUUCCCUAACUCAUAUCUCUUGAUUGGAGUAUGUAACGAAGAACUAACACAUCUCAUGAAAGGACGUACGGUUAUGGACGAGUUUGAACGUUAUGAAGCAGUUCGACAUUGUCGUUACGUUGAUGAAUUAAUUACUGACGCUCCCUGGACCAUUACUGAUGACUUUUUAGAGAAACACAAGAUUGAUUUUGUUGCUCAUGACGAUCUCCCCUAUGCUGCUGUGGACAGUGAAGAUGUCUACAAAGACAUCAAAGCACGAGGAAUGUUUCUUGCUACUAAAAGAACUGAAGGAAUUUCUACAACAGAUAUCAUUGCUCGUAUCAUAAAAGACUACGAUAUGUAUGUACGGAGAAACUUGUCCAGAGGUUAUACUGCUAAAGAGUUAAAUGUUGGUUUCAUGAAGGAAAAGAAGAUCCAAUUUGAAGAUAGAUAUGGCAAGCUGAAAGACAAAGGCAAGUCAUUAAGGAGAGGCUUCAUGGAUAAAGGAGGAGAAUUACUUCAUAAAUGGGAGGAGAAAUCGAAAGAAUUCAUUGGCAAUUUUUUGGACCUUUUUGGCAGAGACGGCAAAAUUUUUCUAACUGAUUCCACUGGAUGGUAUUUGGCAUCCAGUCAAAGAUGCCUCUAAUUUCAUAAAGAUAUUCUCUAUAUUCUCUCUCUCUCUCACAGCUAUUCUCUCUCUAUGAUUGUUGUAUAUAUUUCUAAGUAAUAAAUUAUUUCAAAACAAA